AUGAGUUCGUUCUGGAGCUUCAUCAAAUCGAAGAAAAAUGACGACAACGAGUCCAAGCCGACCGUGGCCCACCUGGGGGAGGAGAACAAAUUUUACUUCAACAAGGAACUAAAACGAUGGGUGAUAAAGGGCGAGGAAGACAAAGUGGAGAAUGAGGAGAAGGUGACUGCGCCCCCCAAAAUGAGCACUUUGCAAAACGCCAACCAGGGUUACCGCUCCUUGAUGCAGCAGAACAAAACGAGGAGUGCCCGUACCAUCUACGCAGAAAUCCCCGGGUUAAAAACAAUUAAGAAAAAGAGCAUUCAUAUGCAAGGGGGAAUUGUGUCCCCCUAUAUGAUGGAUUCAGCGAAGAACGAAUUGAGUAGCAACACGACAGAUGAAAAUCGGUCGGAUCCAUUUGGCUCGAACAUGUUCACACCUGGUGUGAAAGUUCAAGAGAAAAAACACGUAAGUGGGAAGUCCCCUCUGAGCAAAAAUGCAAGUGACGCUGAAUUGGAAGCUAGCCCUAAAUUGAGGGGCAAAGAAGAGGGGGAAGAAGUUAUUAAGGGCAAUGUGGAUGACACGGGUAUGGAUAAUAAGACGACAGAAAUUAUCCCCAGUGGGGUCAACCAAAUGAAAAGGGAUAGUAGUGGUGGCCCACUGAAGCAACUAAAUGGAAAGGAUUCAAAACGGGAAAGUAACAUACCUAGUGUAGAAAAAAGUAUUUUCACCCCAAAGGUUCACAUGGAGAACGAAUCCAAGCGUAACCUUUCCAGGGAGAACUUUCGUAACGCAAAUAGGAAUAACGACAGGGGAGCAUCCAUACACGACAGUUACGCGGAAAAUGGAGUGUCUAGUGAAAGCAUCCCCAAGGGGCACGAACUGAAAGGAGGCUUCCACAGUUUUAACCAUCCAGGUGGGGUUAAUAUACCACCCAAGGAGGUGCGAAGUGAUAAUAGGGCUAGCUCGAUUAAGAGGGAGGAUCGAAGCAGCAAUUUUUAUGGUGACAUGGGUUUAGGGUUUAAUGAAGGGAAGGGAAGUUCCCCGUUGAGUAGGGGGCUUCCACCAGUGCCACCCCCUACGGGAGGUCCCCCUCUAGGAGGUGCUGUGAAGCCCGUUUACUUUGAACGGAUGGAACGUGGGGGUACAAAAUUCGCGACCAUGCCGAAUGGCACUUACAACGGGCAUACAAUGGAAGGCUCCAAAAGGAGAACCCCAACAGUGGGAACAAAUGGGAAGGAUUCCUGGGCGAAGGGCAACGAUGAUAUUGGGAGAAGUAUCCCUGUUAGACCUCCCCCUAAUAUGUUCCCAACCAAAACGGUGACCGAAGAAGAUGUGUUUGCAAAUGGGGUGAGCGAACAAAAUGAGAAGGCCCUUUCCAUGGGUGGCAGUUACCCAGGAGGUUUCUUCCCCCAGAAGGAAAAGGAGCUAAUUGAGCAUUUUUUAAGUGCACUGAAUAAAAGCUUAACCAAGGAGGAGGACGAUUUUAAGUGUCAGCUAAAGUUAGAAACGGAGAAACUUCACUCGAUUGCAGAAAAAGAAAGCGCUUUGGAUGCCCUGUAUAGGAAAAUGAGCCAGUUGAAAAGUAUAGAAGAGGAGAGCGAAGAUAAAGAAGCACUAAUGGCAUCGCACAUAGAUCAGGCGGAGGACCAAUCCAAACUGAACAACAUGCUACACUUAAUAAACAGUAAAAAUAAAAAAAUUAAAAAAGAGAUGGAAAUGUUUAUAAAUGCUUACAACGAGUUGAAAAAGGUAAAAAUGAAAAACGAAGAAAUAAUUCGGGUGUACAAAAAGAGGGAAGAAAAAAGUCUGCACAUGAUAAAGGAGAUGGAAGAAAAGGAAAGAAGAAGGAGUGCCUCUUUUAAAAAGAAGGAAAAAAUGUACCAAGAGGAAAUCUUGGACAAAAAAAGGAACCUCCAAUUGGAAAUUACGAAUCGUGAAAAAGAGUUGGAGAAAGUGAUGAGGGAGCAUGAAGUGUCUCUAAGGAUGAAGGAAGAAGAAUUGGAAACGCUGAGAGGGAAGGAAGGUGCACUGAAGGAGGAACUGAAGAAGGUUGAAUCCGAAGCGGAGAGAAAAGUAUCUAUGCUGAGGGACGAAUUUGAAAAGAGGAGGAUCAAAGAGAUGGAGGAGCUGAGCAACCAGCAGAGGGAAUUGACGAAGGGAGCAAUGGUAGAUGAGGUGAGGGGAGAGCUGCGAAGCGAACUCACAAAUGAAGUAAUCAUUAAUCUGCGAGGGGAACUCACAAAUGAAGUGAUGAAUGACCUACGAGGGGAACUGAGACAUGAAGUAAUGAAUGACCUGCGGGGCGAACUAAUAAAUGAAGUGAUAACUAACCUGCGAACAGAACUGAAGGACCAAGUUAUGGAAGAGCUACAAGUCCAAAUGAAGGACGAAGUGGCGGGUGACCUGGAAAAGGCUAAGAAACUGGCCGAAGACAACUUCAACAGCAAGCUAGAAAAGUAUAAAGAAAAAAUGGAGGAAAAUAAAAAUGACUUCAUUAAUAAACUUAUUAUUGAGAAAAACAACGAGGUGGAAUCCAUACGGUGCCAAGUGGAGAAAAUGAAAAAUGAGGAAAUUUUGCAGUUCAAGGAGGAACAGCAGAAAGCGAUGAACGAGAACAUGGAGCAGAUGAGGAAGAACCUCCUGGAGGAGCACCAGCAGCACGUGGAAGAGCUCAAACAGGAAUACGAAUCGCAAAAGAGUAGAGAAGUCGAGGCUCUGCGCGGUGAAGUGAGCAGGAGGGAGGAGGAGCUGCAAACCAUGGGUCAGGAAUUAAUGGACGAGCGGGAUAAGCUGGCUCAGAUGGAGAGUUCACACGAGGAGAAGCUAGCUCAAAUGGAAAACGCUCAGGAGGAAAAGUUGGCCGAGCUGCACGGGCAGAUCGAUCAGCUGAAUAGCGAGAUGAACCAAAUGGCCAAGGAGAAGAGGCAUCUAGAACUGAACGUUGCGCUGCUGAAGGAGGAAAAGGAAAACGCCAUGAAUAGAAGUCAAAACCUGGAAGACAACCUAAAGAAUAAUGAAGAAAUACACAACAAAAGGGUGAACCUCCUCGAGGAGCAGAAAGAAAAAUUAGAAAAGGAAAUAAAAGAAAUCGUAGAAAACAAGAGAAAAGAAUCCGAAGAAAUUAGAGAAAAAUUUGCUGACCUUCUACAAGCAGAAAUUAAUAGAAUUAAAAAAGAGUCCGAAGAGAAGGUCAACACGUAUGUGAAGCAAUACGAAGAAAUGAGCGAAGAAUAUGAGACGAAGAAAAAAGAAUUCAGUGAUUUGCUCGAAAAAGCAAACAGCAACAAUAAAGACCUGAACAAGAAGUACGAAGAAAAUAUAAUAAAAAUAAAUGAGUACGAAGGAAUGAUUAAAAUGCUGGAAAAUCAAACAGAGCAAAUGGUACGAAACAAAAUAGAAGAACUAAAUGAAGAAUUUGAAAAGAAGAAAGAAAUCUUCGAAAAGGAAAAAAAAGAUUUACUAGAAAAUUGUGCACACUUGGAGGAGAGUCACAAGAAAAUGAAGCAGCAGCUCGAGCAAGAAAUAAAUCUAGCCAUACAAGAGAAAGAACAGAACAUUGCCCGUAUUACUAAUAGGUAUGAAUCCAAAGUGCAUGAGAUGGAGAAACGCUGCGAGCUGCUAAUGAGUCAGUGCAGCGAACUCAAAACGAAGAACGACGAAAUGAUGGAAAACUUCCGCAACGAGAAUGAUCAGCUAGCCACCCAGAAUGACCAACUGAGUGACAACCUGAACGAAGUGAAGAACGAACUUUCCACCCUGCAAGGUAAGUACGAAGAAGUGGCCAGCCAAAACGCCCACCUGAAGAACAGCGAGCAAGAGCAACAGGAACUCAGCCACAGAUUCAGCGACCUAAAAAAUAUAAAUAGGGAUUUACUCAAAGUUACAGAAAAAGAGAGAGAAUUAAACGUAAAAAAUGUGAACAUAAUAAAAUCUUUGCAAGCACAAAUAAAGGAACAAACGAAUUUGUAUAAGGAGUACACGGAUGAAUUGAAGGAGGAAAUAGAGAAGCUAAAGCGAGUGACUGAAUCGGAGUCCAAUUCAAGUCUCUCACAGUUGUUUAACGAAAACAAAAAAUUGAAGUUGCAAAAUGAGGUCAUAACCACGAAAAGCGAGACCAUGUCUGCUGCACUCGACAGCCUAACCAAGAGACUCAGCUUCAUCGAGGCCAGCAUUCGGGACAAGGAAUAUGGCCAGGAGGUCAUCCGGCGUGCGGAUGAGUUGCAGUCAGGUUGA
This is a messenger RNA of Plasmodium coatneyi, 4215 nucleotides long. RefSeq lists its product as uncharacterized. The transcript is spliced from 3 exons. NCBI's taxonomy places the organism in Eukaryota, Apicomplexa, Aconoidasida, Haemosporida, Plasmodiidae. The record is from RefSeq and is a predicted model, not a curated record. The coding region runs from base 1 to 4215 and encodes 1404 amino acids.